Molecule: messenger RNA, 813 nt
Organism: Funneliformis caledonium
Lineage: Eukaryota; Fungi; Glomeromycota; Glomeromycetes; Glomerales; Glomeraceae
Source: the annotation of a GenBank genome assembly
AUGUCAAAAAAAUUGAGUAUUACAGAAACCAGUAUUAUUCCUAUUGCUCACGCUGAAGCUCCAGCUAAUGAACCCGAGAACGAAGAAGCACUUGCAGAACCUGAAGAUCUAAAGCCACAGAUCGAAGAAGAAUGCGGUGAAACCACAGCUUGUAAACCUUUAAAACAUCACCUUGAAGAAUGCGCUCGUCGUGUUGAAGCAGGUGGAACCGAUGAAACUUGUGCUGAAGAAUUAUUACACUUUAUGCAUUGUGUAGACCAUUGUGAAAGCGCUCGAAUUAUCGCGUCAUUUCGUGGGAUUUUUGUUUGGAGACAAGUAAAGGAUAAGGAUGUACCGAAACCUAACUUUGCGUUAUCUGGAAAGCUUGUAGCAGAAACUAAUUCUUAUAAUGGAGUUGUAUUGAAAUAUUUUGAGCCACCAGAAGCUCGCAAACCAACAAAAAGAUGGAGGUUAUACGUAUUUAAGGGAGAUAAAGAAAUAGAUAUUCUUCACAUACAUCGACAGAGUGCAUAUUUAUUUGGCCGAGAGAGAAAAGUAGCUGAUAUCCCAAUUGAUCAUCCUAGUUGUUCCUCUCAGCAUGCUGUGUUGCAAUUUCGUCAAAUAACCACAACAGAUGAUGAAUCUGGGGAGAAGCUUUCUGAGAUCAAACCAUAUAUUAUAGAUCUUGAUUCAACAAAUAAAACUUUUGUUAAUAACAAUCCAAUUCCACCUUCAAGAUAUUAUGAGUUAAAAGCAUCUGAUACUAUAAAAUUCGGUUUCAGUUCUCGCGAUUAUGUUUUGAUUCAUGAUGAAUUAGAUGAUGGAAACCCUUGA